AGUAAAAUUGGUGAGCCAAAUUUCGAAUGGUGUGCAGUUUGAAAAAAUUCUUCGUUGAGGAUAGAUCGCUAUUUUUUAGGAGUAAAGCAAAUUCGAACGAGUUCAACGAAUAUUUCUUGUGCUUGAAAGACACAAAACAAAUCGAUCAAAAUGUUCAAGAGUCAUUUGGAAAUGAUUGGGCGCAAUGAGAGCCCCAGCAAGAAGGCCAAGUUCUGGCAAUCCUACAUCAGAUCCCUGAAGGGUUCCGAGGAUAUCCGUGCCCAUGAAGCACCAAAACCCUCUCGCCCAUACAGCUCGUACCUGGAUUCGCCCACAUACAGGAGCAUCUAUGAUGAGCCCUCCACCGCCAACGAGCGUGUGCAAUCUUCUGGCUACAGAUACUUGCCAGUGAGCCGUGACACCUACGGCUACUCGCCACGUGCCAUCUACGAUCAUCAUUACAGCAGAACAAUUCCAGCUAAUUACGAUGCAGAGAAGGCCUGGAAUGAUCAUUUGAAGCGCAUGCAAGAGAUUGAGCGCAGAUACCCAUCUCGCUAUGGUCUCUACUUGAAGGACAAGCCACUCACACCUAACUCCCUGGUGCCUUUGGAAUACGAGCCAGAGGACAAGCUGUUGGCUGAACUCAACAAGGCACGCCGCUCGGCCUCGCCGUUCCGCCCCGCCCGCACCACUCGCGCUGGCAGCGAGCCUUAUGUGCCACCACCAUCGUACUGGAAUCGCGAUAGCAGCGUGCCACGUGGACCAUCUGUGUUCGAUCGUGCCACCAGCCUGGCUCCAUUCACGCGACCAGUCUUCCGUGCCAGCUCGCUGGAACCUUUGGAUGAACUCUUUGAAAGUAAGUUGCCCACAAUCGCUGAGGCGGAGGGAGCCGGUGCAGCCGAUGCUGCCGCUCCUGCCAGGCCAAGCAUUUUUGAGCGCGCCGGCUCGCCUAGUCCCACUCCUGUUAAAGCCGGUCGCUGGGGACCUCGUCCCACUGAAGUCGCCUACGAUGCUGAGGGACUUCCAAUCUUCCAUCCACGCAACCGCUUCAGGGAUCUGUUGAGCCCCAGCCCCAACUUGCCCAUCUCGUCGAUUGUGCGCGAUCCCUUCUGGUGGGAUGUGGAUGAUCUGGUGCCCUUCCGUGCCACCUCGGUGCCCCGUGCCUCGAGCCCCGUGGCCCGUGAUUCGUAUUUGUCGCCGGUGAAGAAUCGUUAUCUGUGGUCCAAGCAUCCAGCCAGACCCUUGACACCUGAGGCAGAGGAUUAUUUCUAAAUCAAAAAAACAACUAAAAAAAAAGAAAAAAAUCUAAAAAAACAAACAAAUCAAAAUCGUUAGCUCUAAUAACAAGCGACGCUAUAUCAUAUAGCACUUCUGUAAUUUUUUUGUACCAUAAUUUACAUAAAUUACAUGUAACGAAACGCAAUACAAAUCAAAUUGCUCACCGCUCAAUUUUGUAAACGAACGAAAACGAAACUAAACAAGAUCAACAACUACAACAACGAAUGCAUCAAUGGGGUCCCCAAAACAACGACUAGCUUUGGUUUCUGUCACAACAACAACACCAAACGGAAAUCAGUGAAAGUAGCUAAUAUAAAUGUAGUCUCAAAAUCCUCUACAACGAUUGAAUUUUUUCAAAACUGUCAGCCCCAUAACAACCGGGGCUGUCUCCAACUAAAUAUUGCCAUCAAGUGCGUACUUCCCGUAGUAAAAAAGAAACAACAAGAACAACAUUAAUAAUAAUAAAAGAAGAUGAAGAAUGAAACAACCAAAGAACAACAUAAUCUACAACUCUCAAUAAAGUUUUUAUUUUCAAUUUUUUAGCUCAUGUCUUAGUAUUAAGUGCAAGUAUAUGAAAAAAAAGAAAUCGAUUUACAUUUAUUAUAAUAAAAAAUAACAAAUCACUUAUGCGACGCUCUAGAACAACCCGAGCGCCAUAAAUUGUUCCUUUUUUGUAUAUUUUAGACGCUAUAGUAAUAUAAUUACAUGUAUUGAAAACCAAACUCGAAUUUCAAAUAUUUAAACGUUUGAUCUUUUGAGCUCAAUUUGAAACUAAUGCUGUUAGGAUACACGAACCUUUCACUGCAUAUGCGAAUAUAAACUUAUAUCUGCCAUAAAUAAAUGCAGCAAAUGCGGCUAAGCAUAUUUUCAAUUUGUAAUAAAAACUAAAAAAAAAACUAUAAAAUUUUGGAAAAAAAAUAAAAACACUUCUAAAAACCUAA
Molecule: messenger RNA, 2198 nt
Organism: Drosophila nasuta
Lineage: Eukaryota; Metazoa; Arthropoda; Insecta; Diptera; Drosophilidae
Gene: Mf
Product: myofilin
Exons: 9
Coding region: 151-1251 (366 amino acids)
Source: RefSeq, a predicted model, not a curated record